CCCACCUGCGGCCCCGGCCCCAGCGCCUGCAGAUUCGCCCCGACGGGACACGCACUGACACAGUUUCACACCGAGCCGCACCGCCCUCCCUCGCAGGGGGUCGACUCCAUCCGGAGACCCCCCAGUACCCCCGCCUUCCUCCCAAAACCCCAGGGACGGGACCCCGUCGUGUUUCACUGACCGACCCCUCCCGACCGGCGAAUGACAAGCGUGCAUCCGAGGGCGGGGCUUGCCUCAGUCUCUCAUGAUUGGCUGCUGGAUGGAAUUAAGGUGAAUGGAACACGUUCCCAAGGAGCAGGACCCUAACCCAUCAGAGGGAGAAGAGAAACGGUGGCUCAAUGGCCCGAAAAGGAAGAGGAAGAACAGCCAAUGUUCGGUGAAGAGUAUGACUGGGUACAUCCCCAGCUACCUCGAAAAGGAUGAGCCAUGUGUGGUGUGUGGUGACAAGGCCACAGGUUACCACUACCGCUGCAUUACCUGCGAGGGCUGCAAGGGUUUCUUCCGUAGGACCAUUCAAAAGAAUCUCCACCCCUCCUACUCCUGCAAGUACGAUGGCUGCUGCAUCAUCGACAAGAUCACCCGCAACCAGUGUCAGCUCUGCCGCUUCAAGAAGUGCAUCGGAGUGGGCAUGGCCAUGGACUUGGUGCUGGAUGACUCGAAGCGGGUGGCUAAACGGCGCCUGAUCGAGGAGAACAGGGAGCGACGCAAGAAGGAAGAAAUGGUGAAAACUCUCCAGAACCGUCCAGAGCCCACCGGAGACGAGUGGGACCUGAUCCACCUGGUGACGGAGGCCCACCGACACACCAACGCUCAGGGCGCCCAGUGGAAACAGAAGCGCAAAUUCCUGCCAGAGAAAAUCGGCCAGUCCCCGGUGGCGCCCACGUCAGACGGAGACAAGGUGGACCUGGAGGCCUUCAGCGAGUUCACCAAGAUCAUCACUCCUGCCAUCACCCGUGUCGUCGACUUUGCCAAAAAACUGCCCAUGUUCUCUGAGCUACCCUGUGAAGACCAGAUCAUCCUGUUGAAGGGCUGCUGCAUGGAGAUCAUGUCGCUGCGCGCCGCCAUGCGCUACGACCCGGAGAGCGAGACGCUGACGCUGAGCGGGGAGAUGGCCGUGAAGCGGGAGCAGCUGAAGAACGGCGGGCUGGGCGUGGUGUCGGACGCCAUCUUCGAUCUGGGCAAGAGCCUGGCGCAGUUCAACCUGGACGACACCGAGGUGGCGCUGCUGCAGGCCGUGCUGCUCAUGAGCUCAGACCGUUCCGGCCUCACCUGCAUGGACAAGAUCGAGAAGUGCCAGGAGACCUACCUGCUGGCGUUCGAGCACUACAUCAACUACCGCAAGCACAACAUUCCCCACUUCUGGCCGAAGCUCCUGAUGAAGGUCACGGACCUGCGUAUGAUCGGGGCGUGCCACGCCAGCCGCUUCCUUCACAUGAAGGUGGAGUGUCCCAACGAACUCUUCCCCCCGCUCUUCCUGGAGGUCUUCGAGGACCAGGAGGUGUGAAACACCUGCCGCCGCGCAAAGGGAAGAGGAAGUCGGGGCAAACUGGGAGAUGGAAAGGGCCGUCGUUUUUAUAGGGGGGAGGCUGGAGGGGGAGUCCUCUCGGCAGGAAUCCGCAUUCCUCCGACAUCGCAUUUACAGUUCGUGGUUUAAAAACUGGAAGUGACGGUAACAGCAACAACACACCAGCAACAGGAGAGUCAACAGACCAACACCCUCUCCUCCACCUCUUUCUCCUCCUUUUACUGACCCCUGUUUUAAAUCCGUGUGGGGGCCCUUCUGUCUGAGCAUGAUGUCUUAUCUAGUAAGAGUUGUAGCCAUUUGCCAAGACACGUACACACACACACACACACACACACACACACACACACACACACCACAGCCUGUUCCACCUCAGUUCUUCAGAGCAGCGCUCUUUGCGGGGGUCCGUUCCCCUCUCUGGUUCUUGUCAGCGGUCACAGAUUUACACGUUUUGAAGCCCAUGUUUUCCAGCUUCCAUGCUGGCCAGCACCUCUCAGUAUUACUCCUGUGUUACUGCUCAGGCAGAAAAGUGAAAAUAUGGACAUCAGUGACACAUUAACGCUCAAUCAGCAGACGCUGCACGUCCAAAUUCAGCACACGCUUUAAGCAGUGCUGCGGUGUUUAAUGGCUGCAGUGAAGCAGAGCUACCACACCGACUUCACCAUCAAUUCCUCAACUCAAUCUGAGCCGUUACAGCUGUUUCUGGAGCUUCUUCUUCUUCUUAGAUCCCAGUGAAACCGGUGCUAUAUUUAUAAAAGGCUACUCCAGUUUUAUGAAAUUGUGUUGUCUACCUUUGAAAAACAUGCAGACCAUGGCUCCAUAUCUACCUUCAUUUGUGUCAUUGGACCGGCUCCUGUGACAUACAGCACACACACGCACACACACACACGCACACGCACACGCACACGCACACACACACACACACACACACACGAGCAGACUUGCCUUGUCAUUGCCCGUGCUGCUUGUGCCAGCAGUGUGCCGUCUUAUGAAUGACAAUUAAGCCCCUCUCCCCCCAAGGACUUACUGUAAAGGAAAGAAAGAGAGAAGGGAGGAGAGGAGGAAGAGAGUUAUGUGAGAGAGGAGAGAUGGAAGGAGCAGAGAUAGGGAGCGAGGAAACAGGAUUUGAAAAGGUGGACUGUAGAUUCAGAGCCAGGGUCACAAGUAAAUGUCCCACAUGGAGCCUCUGAGGAGGUUUGAAUAGCAGCAACCACCAACAAGACAGCCGAGCUCAUCUCACACACACACACACGCACACACACACACACACACACUCUUCUCUAUCUACAGUAUAUAUGUCUCUCUCUGUCUCUCACACACAAACACACAAACAUGAAAACACACAUCACCUCAAAGUAACGUGAAUGCCUCAUUUUACUGUAUGCGCUGCCCAGCGGUGCUGAAAACAGCCCUAACCUGCAGGGCUUGAACAGAGUCCCCUCCUCACGGACUCAGCUCAGUGUGGCCCCUCCAGGCUUCCAUACACAUUUGCCUUUUUUUUACCAUGGGCAUCACUGAGAGCAGGCAAAUGCCAAGUUGGCUACCAUUUACCUCAAAGUGGACACACCCCCAGGCUGGGGCAGCGAUACUGCCCCCGUGGUGUCAGGCACUACCUCACCUCUGUGGACACAGGGCGGCUGCCCACAGCCUACACACAGACAUACACCAUUCGAGUUGGCGCAUGUGUAGAUUAACACACAGAUGUGCAGAAUUGUUGCACAGGUGCACACUUGUAGUCAUGGAAAGAUAAAACACUCACGGCACACACACACACACACACACACACACACACACACACACCCCUCAGUGCUAUCACUUGGUUGAAAUGAAAUACCACUGAAGACAGGAGGGCCGGCCAUCCCCACGACUCCGGGGAGUGGUACCCAUCACACUCGGGUUAUCUCUUUUUGUUAUAUGGGACCAAGUGUCAUCUUUUGAAAUCUGGAUUUACGAGUUUCUGCCGAAACAGAAACGGACUCACAGAAGCGACGAAGGACGGCGCGGACGUGCAGCCCGGCGUGUGGCGAGAGGAUAGAUCGCAGAGAGUAACUGAAAACCAGCGGUGGCUACGUCCGCUGAAUCAGCGUGCACAGAAAGGGCGCUUUCCUUCUUCAUCAUAGCAAUCUUCCACUGUACACCGACGAUGGCUGCCGCAGGAUCUGGAUUUAUUUCCGUGGAAAUUAGCUUUCUGUCCUUCACGGCGCUGCGUUAGCUGUAGAAAGGUGGAAUGUUUUCAACCCAAAUGAAUCCUCUUCAGAGGCGACCCAAAAGUUCUUUUAGCGUCAGGCACUUUACCAAGGCUCACCACUACAGCAGUAAUAUCUGGCUGCACAUGUCCGUGGCAGACAGCGUGGUGGACCGGCCAAUGACCAUUCAGGAAUGUUGAUUCGAUUAGAAAAGCCCGCUCUGUUCAUUCCAAUUCUGGGGCCACGCCAAAUCUGACUGGGUUCACCACCCUGACAAGAAGAGGAAGAAGAAAAGAAAGACUGAGAGAAUCUAUUUUCUAUUGAUGCCAAGCAGUAGUUCAGACUGGGCGCUUUACAGGACGGGUGAUCUGCCCCCCCCCCCAGACGUACCUGAGCAGCAUGCGGCAGGCAUCGUGGGUAAUCGUCACAGAUGGCCAAGCCUCACCUUCUCCAGGGGGGAGGGAGGAGGGAGGAACUGGAACGCCGCCUUUGGUCUGAUCUGACUCCACAAGCAUUGUCACCACCUCCAGAGAUCCGUCGCCCCCCCCCCCCCCC
Molecule: messenger RNA, 4263 nt
Organism: Chelmon rostratus (copperband butterflyfish)
Lineage: Eukaryota; Metazoa; Chordata; Actinopteri; Chaetodontiformes; Chaetodontidae
Product: thyroid hormone receptor alpha-B
Exons: 8
Coding region: 275-1504 (409 amino acids)
Biological process (GO): retinoic acid receptor signaling pathway; positive regulation of transcription by RNA polymerase II; cell differentiation
Molecular function (GO): zinc ion binding; nuclear receptor activity; RNA polymerase II cis-regulatory region sequence-specific DNA binding
Source: RefSeq, a predicted model, not a curated record